AUUAGAGCUCUUUAUAACUGGUGAGUUGACUCUACGUUUAAAUCAAACUAAUGGUGAAACAUUGAAUGCUCGGAUUUGUCUUUCUAGGUAUCGUUAGAGGGAAGCACUUUUAUGCUGUCAACUUUGCGCUUGUUUUUUCAUAUUUCUGUAAAGUUUACAUUGUAAACAACUGACAUUUUGAAAUAUCUAAUUUUGUUAAUUAAAAUAUAGUAAUUAUGUCUUCUCCUGGUCCUUCUGAAGAUCAAUCUUAUAAUAGUGUACAGCCUAAAGAAGACAAUGAAGUGAUUAAUCAACAGCUUUAUCAGUUGGUCCAAACAGCUAAUAUUGAUAUGGAUUACCGAGUAUUCUGUGUUGUUGUUGACCUGCUACGAGCUGGGAUAUGUCCAGAGGCUUUAUUUGUAUUCUUUUCAAACAUCUAUCCUCAUACUCGUGUUGGCAGAAAGCUUGCUACGGCGAAAAAAAAUCGAAGAAGCAAACCUUCACAAUGUGAAAAUCAAGUCGGUACAAACAAGGAAGGGGAACUAUUAUGACCACCGGGACUGUUUGUGUUUUUCAAUUCCUUUUCAAGUCACAAAAUUACCAAACUGUUUCUUGAAUAGACUAUUGUUGAAAGCAUUCCAUUUAUCUACUCUUUACGAGUCUGUAAAUAUUUUUCGUGUUUAACUUGAUUAAAGCCAUUAUGGGACUUUUUUAGGUACAUUAAAUCAGCUUGCCUCGCAAUAAACCAUCUUACAUGCAAUAUCUCACCAACUGUAGGAAAAUUUGGUUGACUAAAAUUAUUAAUGAAACUAAACGAAGAUAACCAAGGAAUUGUACGAUUUUUGAAAAAUCUAGUUAGGAUUAAAUGUUGGAUAAAUAGAUGACCACUUAUCCAUAAAGAAUUUCAGUUUUUCUAAUCUUUGUUUACCAAUUUACUUCUAAGCUUUCUGAUUUACAUUUGUAUUCUUUUCAAGUUUAAUUCACAGGCAAAUCUGUCUUCAAAUGUAGCUUUGCAUGUUUCCAUGGGAAAUUGACUAAUCAUAACAAAGAUUACUGAGCCGUACUGCAAUUCACUUUAUAAAAAAUAUUGAUUAAAAUUGGCUGAUUAUUGGGUGCAAUACUGCGUUAUGUUGAAAUCGAUUCACUAUUGAUAUAUCAAGCAUUUAAUUAUAUUGUUAGCAGAAAAACAAUGGUUGAAUACAAGACGCAUUUAGAGAACUAUGAAAGUACUUAUACAAUAUUUUUUGUAUUCAGAAGCAGAGAAUAGUAAUUCCUACGUCCAUGAAUGGCAAAUUUGGAAAUAUGUGAUUGUUUACUGUUCAGAAAAUGCCAACGCGAAGACGUUUAUCUCGGGUUUUCAAGUUUACAAUUUUUGGUUUUGGACUUCAUACGAUAUUCACAAUAAUUUGCUCAAUUGGUUUCCUCAUCCAAUUGAUAUUGGUUCUGAUAAAUUACUUUUCCUAUCCUGUUUUAACCAAUGUAUAUUUAACUGUUCCAGAAGUAACUGAAUUGCCUGACGUUCCAGUUUGUUUUGAUGGUGCUUAUAUGAUAAAUUGGACCAAAGCCCUGCUCGAACAUCCCCAAUUCAAAACAGUAUUCAAAAUUCCUCGAUCAGUGAA
This is a messenger RNA of Tetranychus urticae (two-spotted spider mite), 1598 nucleotides long. The record is from RefSeq and is a predicted model, not a curated record. NCBI's taxonomy places the organism in Eukaryota, Metazoa, Arthropoda, Arachnida, Trombidiformes, Tetranychidae.